UUUUCCUCACGGGAGGAAAAGCAAAUACGGUACUAAAACGCUACCCAAGAGCUAAUGGACUUUUUGAAGAAAUAAGACAGGGAAAUAUUGAGCGUGAAUGCAAAGAAGAAUUCUGCACAUUUGAAGAAGCAAGAGAAGCUUUUGAAAAUAAUGAAAAAACUCUUCUGCGGAAAGCUUGA
Molecule: messenger RNA, 179 nt
Organism: Myotis davidii
Lineage: Eukaryota; Metazoa; Chordata; Mammalia; Chiroptera; Vespertilionidae
Product: transmembrane gamma-carboxyglutamic acid protein 1-like
Exons: 2
Cellular component (GO): extracellular region
Molecular function (GO): calcium ion binding
Source: RefSeq, a predicted model, not a curated record